ACCAAAACAAAACCCUAAUAAAGCCUUACUCCCUUUGCCCCCUUCAUUUCUUCUGCAGCAGCUGCGAGAGAAACAAACUGAACAACAAUGGAGGCCGGCAAAACUGUUAAAGAUGUUUCUCCUCACGAUUUCGUCAAAGCUUAUGCUGCUCAUCUUAAGCGCUCCGGCAAGAUGGAGUUGCCUCAUUGGACUGACAUCGUCAAGACUGGUAAGCUUAAGGAACUCGCUCCAUACGACCCCGACUGGUAUUACAUUAGAGCCGCUUCAAUGGCAAGGAAAAUCUACCUGAGGGGUGGACUUGGAGUUGGUGGAUUCAGGAGGAUUUAUGGAGGAAGCAAGAGAAAUGGUAGUCGCCCUCCCCAUUUCUGCAAGAGCAGUGGUUCUGUUGCUCGUCACAUUCUACAGCAAUUAGAGGAAGUGAAAAUUGUCGAAAUUGAUCCUAAAGGGGGAAGGAAAAUCACAUCAAGCGGCCAGCGAGAUCUUGAUCAAGUGGCUGGCAGAAUUGGUGUUGAAGUGUAAGAAGGCUGGGUUGCACUCUUACAAUUUAAAGCAUCAAUGGAUUGUUUUUUUGACUCAAAAAUGAAAACUAGUUGUUGAGGGGCGUAAAGCAGAAUUUUACCUAUUGUGGCUUAUGUUGAUUCUUAGUUUUGUGAUGUUGUGCUAGUUGUCUUUGAGAUUUUUUGUCUGCGGACGACACAAGAUUAUGAAAUUAAUUUACCUCAUUUUUGUUGUGGUUGUGCUUAACUUUUAAUUUGCUUCUCUUUAUGAUAAACUUAAAUCCAUGUGACUUUG
Messenger RNA from Chenopodium quinoa (quinoa), 792 nucleotides. RefSeq names its product 40S ribosomal protein S19-1-like. Gene Ontology annotation, molecular function: structural constituent of ribosome; RNA binding. The record is from RefSeq and is a predicted model, not a curated record. Bases 88 to 519 code for a protein of 143 amino acids. NCBI's taxonomy places the organism in Eukaryota, Viridiplantae, Streptophyta, Magnoliopsida, Caryophyllales, Amaranthaceae. The transcript is spliced from 4 exons. Gene Ontology annotation, biological process: ribosomal small subunit assembly; translation. Gene Ontology annotation, cellular component: ribosome; cytosolic small ribosomal subunit.